Molecule: messenger RNA, 1482 nt
Organism: Arabidopsis arenosa
Lineage: Eukaryota; Viridiplantae; Streptophyta; Magnoliopsida; Brassicales; Brassicaceae
Source: the annotation of a GenBank genome assembly
ACUUACAGAGUUUUGAGAUUCCUCAAGAUCAACGAUAAUGGCGGCGUCAACGAACUCAUUCCUCAUCGGAAACCAAACCCAAAUCCCUUCCUUGAAACCCAAAUCAAUUUCCCAAUCCUUUAUCCACUUCUCCAAACCUAACACCAUCAACCUUACCACCAGAACCAAAUCCGUUUCAAUCCGAUGCGCUUCCGCUUCAACCACCGUAGGAUUCGAGCAACGAGUCUUCAAUUUCGCCGCCGGUCCAGCUGCAUUACCGGAAAACGUCCUCCUUAAAGCUCAAUCAGAUCUCUAUAACUGGCGUGGAUCUGGUAUGAGUGUUAUGGAGAUGAGUCACCGUGGUAAAGAGUUUCUCUCAAUCAUUCAAAAAGCUGAAUCUGAUCUCCGUCAGCUUCUCGAGAUUCCAUCGGAAUAUUCCGUUUUGUUCUUACAAGGCGGUGCCACUACUCAAUUCGCUGCUUUACCUCUAAAUCUCUGCAAAUCUGAUGAUUCUGUUGAUUACAUUGUUACUGGAUCUUGGGGAGAUAAAGCUUUUAAGGAAGCGAAGAAAUAUUGUAACCCUAAAAUGAUUUGGUCUGGUAAAUCUGAGAAAUAUACUAAAGUUCCAUCUUUUGAUGGAUUGGAGCAGACUUCGCACGCCAAGUAUUUGCAUAUAUGCGCCAAUGAGACUAUUCAUGGUGUUGAAUUUAAAGAUUAUCCUGUUGUUAAAAACCCUGAUGGUAUUUUAAUCGCUGAUAUGUCUUCGAAUUUCUGUUCCAAGCCUGUGGAUGUAUCGAAAUUCGGUGUGAUUUACGCGGGUGCACAGAAGAAUGUUGGUCCUUCUGGUGUCACCAUUGUGAUCAUUCGAAAAGAUUUGAUUGGGAAUGCUCGUGAUAUAACUCCGGUGAUGCUUGAUUACAAGAUUCAUGAUGAGAACAGCUCGUUGUAUAAUACGCCACCGUGUUUCGGGAUUUACAUGUGUGGUCUUGUGUUUGAUGAUUUGUUGGAGCAAGGUGGGUUGAAGGAAGUGGAGAAGAAGAACCAGAGGAAAGCUGAGUUGUUGUACAAUGCCAUUGAUGAGAGCAAAGGGUUUUUCAGGUGUCCUGUUGAGACAUCUGUGAGGUCUUUGAUGAAUGUUCCUUUCACGUUGGAGAAAUCGGAAUUGGAAGCUGAGUUUAUUAAAGAAGCUGCUAAGGAGAAGAUGGUGCAGCUUAAGGGACAUAGAUCAGUGGGAGGUAUGAGAGCUUCUAUUUACAAUGCAAUGCCUUUGGCUGGUGUCGAAAAGCUUGUUGCUUUCAUGAAAGAUUUUCAGGCAAGGCAUGCUUGAUUCUUUUUUGCUUUCUGGCCAUCAUGUUGUGUAUUAUUAAGUAAGCUUUUAUGCUUAUGUGAUUUUGAGUUUUUGUUUCUUCUUCAUCUACUUGAAUUCCAAUUGUCUGCGGAUUUUUUUCAGUAAUAAUAAUUUGAGAUGCUAGAUUUCAUUUUUAAGAAAGAAUCAUUUACACU